AUGGCAUUUUGGUUAGCCAUGUUAGAUUACGACAUCGGGGAUAGCGAGUACAGCAACGGAAUCAUCAGCGCAUUAGCGGUAUUAGCCAUCGACGAACGGAACAAGGGAUGGAAGCCAGCCACGUUAUACACGCCCAUAUUGUCCGCCAUGAUCACUAUUUCGCGAUCGAUGGUCGUUUAUAAGGCAUACGACAAUCGAAAUGCCAUAGUGAAACGAAUGAUGAGAGCAGAGUUGAUAAGCGAAGCCUAA
Molecule: messenger RNA, 249 nt
Organism: Aureobasidium namibiae CBS 147.97
Lineage: Eukaryota; Fungi; Ascomycota; Dothideomycetes; Dothideales; Saccotheciaceae
Exons: 1
Coding region: 1-249 (82 amino acids)
Source: RefSeq, a predicted model, not a curated record